GGAUAUAUAAUGUGCUAUAUUUGAGCAAAAUAGAUUGUUGUGUUGUGCAUUGGUUUGCAAUUGUUUUUUGUAGUACAGCUGAUAUAAGCAAAGUUGCUAAUGUGUAUAAGUAUAAAUUUAAUUAUAAGGUUAGUUUCCCUUUAUGGCCCACAGACACACAACUGACGUGCUACAGCCAUAGAAACCGCUGAUAAGCUCGGUGUAUGGCAGCUUUUUUUUUUUUUAUCUGUUUUCUAUGCAAAAUGCUUCUGCACUUUUUGCUGUGUCUUCUCAAGGCUCUGGAUUCUAAAACUAAUAACCCAGCUCAUUAAACGUGACAUAAAAUAUAUGUUGGUUCCACUAAUGAAGUUCUCUGACCUUUUAAUCACUUCUCAAAAAUGUCAAAUAAUAUUUUUUCCCCAUUAAUCUCUCUUCACUGCUUUAAAAUUUAUCCAUGGAAGCCUGAAAUGGACAAUAAAAAAGCCUGAGUGGUAGGAGGUGUUUUAGCAGGCGGCUCCUGUCUCGCCGCUGUCUCUGUUCUCCCUGCAGCAUCGGCCGCAGCCAUGUCCGGGUUCAAUCUACUGCAUCUGGUCAGCCAAGGCCAACCUGUAAAACUCAAGGCCUGCGGGCUCCCCUCAGGAACGUGCCGAAGUAAGAAGACAUGGCCCAAGACGUUCCCCGAGGAGGAGCUGAGGAAGCGAUUGACCCCCAUGCAGUACCAUGUUACUCAGCAAAAGGUCACAGAGAGUGCUUUCACAGGAAAAUACACAGAUAACAAAGAGGAAGGAACCUACCACUGUGCCGUUUGCAGUGCCCCUCUUUUCACGUCUGAUAAGAAGUUUGACUCUGGAUCAGGAUGGCCGUCCUUUUUUGAUUUGAUCAAUAAGGACUCUAUAACACUAACUGAUGACUUUUCGUAUGGGAUGCACAGAGUGGAGACAACCUGCAGUCAGUGUGGUGCUCACCUGGGCCACCUUUUUGAUGAUGGACCUCGACCAACAAAGAAACGCUACUGCAUAAACUCCGCUUCUCUCAAUUUCCAGGCGAAAAACUGUGCCUCUGAGGAGGUGGAAGCAUCUGGAGGAGCAGGUCAAUCACUACCUUCUAGUAAGAAUGAAGAACUUUAAUAGGACUUGAAA
Sinocyclocheilus grahami is the source of this 1118-nucleotide messenger RNA. RefSeq names its product methionine sulfoxide reductase B3 (gene msrb3). NCBI's taxonomy places the organism in Eukaryota, Metazoa, Chordata, Actinopteri, Cypriniformes, Cyprinidae. The transcript has 7 exons. Gene Ontology annotation, biological process: protein repair; response to oxidative stress. The record is from RefSeq and is a predicted model, not a curated record. Gene Ontology annotation, molecular function: peptide-methionine (R)-S-oxide reductase activity. Gene Ontology annotation, cellular component: cytoplasm. Bases 543 to 1106 code for a protein of 187 amino acids.